Phyllostomus hastatus (greater spear-nosed bat) is the source of this 882-nucleotide messenger RNA. RefSeq names its product mediator complex subunit 28 (gene MED28). The record is from RefSeq and is a predicted model, not a curated record. Gene Ontology annotation, cellular component: mediator complex. The coding region runs from base 23 to 559 and encodes 178 amino acids. Lineage: Eukaryota; Metazoa; Chordata; Mammalia; Chiroptera; Phyllostomidae. The transcript is spliced from 4 exons.
GCUUUUACUCGCCAUUUCAGAAAUGGCGGCUCCGCUGGGCGGUAUGUUCUCCGGGCAGCCUCCCGGACCCCCGCCACCGCCGCCGGGAAUGCCGGGCCAGGCUUCACUUCUUCAGGCCGCGCCGGGAGCUCCGAGAUCUUCUCCGAGCACCUUGGUGGAUGAGUUGGAGUCAUCUUUCGAGGCUUGCUUCGCUUCUCUGGUGAGUCAGGACUAUGUGAAUGGCACGGAUCAGGAAGAAAUUCGAACUGGUGUUGAUCAGUGUAUCCAGAAAUUUCUGGACAUUGCAAGACAGACAGAAUGUUUUUUCCUGCAAAAAAGGUUGCAGUUAUCUGUCCAGAAACCGGAGCAGGUUAUCAAAGAGGACGUCUCGGAGCUGAGGAACGAAUUGCAGCGCAAGGAUGCUCUGGUCCAGAAGCACUUGACCAAGCUGCGGCACUGGCAGCAGGUGCUGGAGGACAUCCACGGGCAGCACAAGAAGCCACCCGACAUCCCCCAGGGCUCCUUGGCCUACCUGGAGCAGGCGUCUGCCAACAUCCCCGCGCCCAUGAAGCAGACCUGAGGCAGAGCCGGCUGCAGAGUGAGCGGGCGCGUGAGUCCGCGCACACACGGUUGUUCGUGCUGGGCGUCACGUCUGGGUGGUGUGGCGUUUUGCAAGAACUCUGCCAGAGGGCGAGAUAGAUGACUUUGGUCGCGUGCCAUCGGUAAGAUUUUCCCCGUAUUUUUAUAAGCUCUUAUUUUUUAUUACUCUAGAAAAUGCCCAUAGCGUUUGUAAACCAAGUGAAUGUUUUUGUUUUUAGCAAAAGUUGGUAUGAUGCUACCAACAUUCCUUUUUGUUCCUUUUUUCUGUGUUUUUUAAAAAUAAUUUUUGUGUUUAACUUUUAA